AUGGCUACACAUCUACCUCUUGAGCCGCUAGAUUUGCCCGCCUUGCCACUCAACACGCACAAUAUUGCGUGGUCUCCGGAUCUGGAGCUCGCCGUUGGCGCCGACGAUUCCGUUUACAUAUACUUGCCUCACUUCACCACCAUCCCACCUUCGGAAGUGUCCAAUAAGAGCAGCCACGGACCCAAAUUCCAGUACAAUGAAGUCGCUCUUCGCUUCCCGGCGACCGAAGCCCGCAGCCCCGAAGUCAACAGGCACUUGUUUGAUGUCGUUGGUCAGGAUUUCCCCCAUGACGAGGACGAUGCCUACCCCAACCUGGGUGCAGGCCAAGGCCCGAUCGCGCGCACGCGCGGUACGCUCAACCACGUCGUGGCAUUGGCCUGGUCGCCUUGUGGUCUCGGUCGCAUGAAGCGAUCGGUUUUGGCUGUGCUCAGCGGAAGUGGCAUCAUCACCAUCUACUGCGAGAGCUCCUUGCCCAGCAAUGCGCCCAGCCUUGCCGUACGCGGCCGGAAGGCCAGGACUCUGCGGCCAUUGCUGGUGCCCUGGCUGGUCGGCAGUGGUCGCUACGUCCCAGUGACAGCCGCUGUUGAACAUGAGUCGCCAGAGGAGUCGUCGCUGUACAAUCCUGAAUACGUCACCUCGAUGGCAUGGGCGCAGCAGCUCCACGCCCCAGGCGAUGGGGCAUUGCUGGCAUACCUAAACGACGCACAUGAGAUGGUCCUGUUGGCUGUCCAAGCUGAGCAUGGCACAUCAAGCAGCAGCCAUGAACCGACUGGAAAGUGGAGAGUUGAAGAGGUUGCAAGAUUCUUUGCUGGAGGACCCCAUCCAGUGCUUGACCCCUCCGAUCCCGACUUCGUGCCCUGCGGGACGCCGUUCGGCGUCAGCUGGAGCCCAUGGGUCUCUCAUGACGGCCAAAAGAGCUGCCUGGUGUCGUACGUCUCCAAAAACUACGUUGGCUUUCGGCGUGUCACUGUCCAGGACGACUGGGCAGCUAUGGAGACUCCGAUCAUUGAAGUCGGCGGCAAUGAUUGUGAGGGUUUGUGCUUGCACCUAUCGACCGACGCCUUCGUCACGUGGGAGGAUCAAGUGUGGCCUAAGGACGGAUCGUAUGUGCAUCGCGGUAUCAUAGCGAGUCCUUUCCGUGUUGAGGCAUUCCAGGUCACGCUUGACCUCAACCGCGAGAAAGACGAUAUCACUCCCCACACGACCGAAGUUUGCGGAACAACAUAUGCACCUGAAGGAGCAGAUUCGAGUCUGAACCCGAUCACAGGGCUUGUCAUUCAUCCCUCAUCAACGUUGGAGCAGAAUCCGGCACCGCCCUUCAGUCUAGUCCGUCUGAGUGCUACACACACAAAUGCCGACUGGUUCCAAACGAAUACUAGCAGCGGCUCAAGCGCGAACGAGCGCCCUCAAUGGGCCACAGACAUUUUGCUAUCUGUCGGGCGCAGCUUGCCUCGAUCUAUGGCGUACCUACCGCGAAAGUCCUUCGCGGUUGAUGACUCGGAUCCAGAGGAUGAGUCCGAUGAAGACGAAGAUUGGGCUUUCGACACUUAUAACGACGGACUUGGCGGUGAUGACACAUUGACGAAGCAGGGCGAAGACGCCUUGAGUCCUGUUUACACCACCCGUAUGCGUGUCUGGGGUAUGCAGGCAAGUCCCGGGGGUGGCUCGAUGGCAGUCUUUGUGACUGAGCACGACACCAUCAAGCCGGAGAGGUCGACUUUUGCAGGACUCCGUUGCAAGAUCCUCUUUGGUCAGACUCAUCAACCCGGGCGGGCCGAUCUGGGCAAGGACGCCGUCGAAAAGCCGAGAUUGAGUACGGAAGCUCAGGCAUGGGAGUGGAUAUAUGGUCACGGACCUGCGCCUCCUGGUGUCGACGAUGCUAUCUACGACUUCGGAUCAGACGAGCUCAAGAGCCGGCUGACGGAUGUCGCUGUCUCGCAAACGUGCUCAUUUUGCAACGCGAACGUCCUACCCACAGGUACUCACUCACGAUGCACAAAUGGGCACUCCUUCGAAAUGUGUGCUGCUACCAAUGUUCCAAUUCUUGCUCCCGGGUUGUCAAACACAUGUGGCGUCUGCAACUCAAAGUGCCUACGGCUGGACGUGAUCGACAAGAUGCUUGAGGCUCACCCACAUCGGGAGGAGAUCCUGGCAUUGAUAUCUCCCACGUUCUGUGGUCGCUGUGGCGGCAAAUUUGAUGACUGA
Microdochium trichocladiopsis is the source of this 2205-nucleotide messenger RNA. RefSeq lists its product as uncharacterized. The transcript is spliced from 3 exons. The coding region runs from base 1 to 2205 and encodes 734 amino acids. Gene Ontology annotation, cellular component: transcription factor TFIIIC complex. The record is from RefSeq and is a predicted model, not a curated record. Gene Ontology annotation, molecular function: histone acetyltransferase activity. Gene Ontology annotation, biological process: transcription initiation at RNA polymerase III promoter. NCBI's taxonomy places the organism in Eukaryota, Fungi, Ascomycota, Sordariomycetes, Xylariales, Microdochiaceae.